Messenger RNA from Pieris napi, 1237 nucleotides. Its product is annotated as zinc finger HIT domain-containing protein 2. The record is from RefSeq and is a predicted model, not a curated record. NCBI's taxonomy places the organism in Eukaryota, Metazoa, Arthropoda, Insecta, Lepidoptera, Pieridae. Bases 159 to 1235 code for a protein of 358 amino acids. The transcript has 4 exons.
UUUUACGAUUCCGGGUUAGGUGACGAAUAGUUUCAAUAUUAAUUUUAUAAUAUACUGAUGAAUGAUAUAAAAUGACUGGUUAGAACUUAUAAAAUUGUAUGAAAAUUUAAAGGAUUUCUUAGGAAUUCAAGAGUAUCUGGUAAAAUACAUAGUGGAAAAUGUCAGAAGAAGAUAGUACGAAAAAGAAUCGUGGGUUAUGCGGCUUAUGUGAGAAAAAUGAAAGCAAGUAUUGUUGUCCACGUUGUGAAGUAUUUUACUGCUCCCUUGACUGUUAUAAAUCAAAUAGACAUUUAGAAUGCUCAGAAAACUUUUACAAAGAGUGUGUAAGAAAAGAAUUAGCUUUGAAUACAGUUGAUGAUGACUCCAAAAGUAAAAUGAUGGAAAUCUUAAAUAGAAUGCAAAAUGAGGAUCUGGAACCAGAAGAAGAAAACCUAGACUCUGAUGAUGAUAAUGAAAUAGAUUUACCCACCAGACUACAGAAUAUUAAUCUAGAUGAUGCAGAUUCUUUAUGGAGUGCAUUAACUAAUGAUGAACGCAAUGAAUUUCAAUCAUUAUUAAAUGGAAGUACUGUAGGAGAUAUUGUGCCUCAUUGGGAGCCCUGGUGGACGUAUAGAAAAGAAAAGAAAUUAGUUGAAGAUCUGCAGCAACCAAAUAAUGAGGAAGAGAUCUUAAACAAGUGUCCUAUUAUUAAAGUAGUUCCUAAAUUCAGUUCAUUAACAAAUAUUAAACCGGCUCCAUCUAUUAGAGUUAAUAUAAUUAAUGUCCUUUCUGCAUAUUCAUUUGUUGUGCGGUAUUUCAAUGGUGAGGUUGAACCAGUGGAGGCUGUGACAUGUAUAUUAAAUAUAUGCGACAGUUUAAACAGCAAUAGCAACUUUGAUGAACCUGACUUAGCCGUGGAAGCAGUGUCACAGAAAUGUUUACAGAGUGGUCUUAUUGAAACAGAUGAAGAAAGUCUUGAAAUUAUGCGUCAUGACACAUUUUUGUUAUAUCAAGGACCAAAUGAAGAAAAUUCACUUUUUUACACAAAAUCAGCACUUUCUGAUUUGAUUGACAUUUUCUCUAAUGCAAAAUCCAAGUCUAAAAUCAAGGCAGAAGCAAGAAGUAAAGGAGAUUUUACAAGAAAGUUUCCCGAGCAUGAUAAUAGUCAUCUCCCUUCAUUAGAUAUAAGUAAAGUUAAAAAAUGUAUAAAAAAGUUAGAAUUUUAUUUAUCAUUUUUAAAUACAUGUGAUAAAUAAUU